Messenger RNA from Miscanthus lutarioriparius, 1233 nucleotides. Lineage: Eukaryota; Viridiplantae; Streptophyta; Magnoliopsida; Poales; Poaceae. The record is from the annotation of a GenBank genome assembly.
AUGGCAGGAUUGGCACCAGAAGGGUCCCAGUUUGACGACAAGCAGUAUGACAAGAAAAUGCAGGAGCUACUAAUUGAGGACUUCUUCACUUCGUAUGAUGAAGUUUGUGAAAGUUUUGACAACAUGGGGCUACAAGAGAACCUUCUGAGAGGCAUCUAUGCCUAUGGUUUUGAGAAGCCAUCAGCUAUUCAGCAAAGGGGGAUUGUUCCCUUCUGCAAGGGGCUUGAUGUGAUUCAGCAAGCCCAAUCUGGAACUGGAAAAACAGCUACCUUCUGUUCUGGAAUCUUACAGCAGCUUGAUUAUGGAUUGGUUGAGUGCCAGGCAUUGGUUCUUGCUCCAACCCGUGAGCUUGCGCAGCAAAUUGAGAAGGUUAUGCGUGCUCUUGGGGACUAUUUGGGUGUCAAAGUGCAUGCCUGUGUUGGUGGAACAUCUGUCCGUGAGGACCAAAGGAUUCUUGCCAGUGGUGUGCAUGUUGUUGUGGGCACACCAGGGCGUGUGUUUGAUAUGUUGCGUAGGCAGUCCCUCCGCCCCGACAACAUCAAGAUGUUUGUGUUGGAUGAAGCUGAUGAGAUGCUCUCCCGUGGAUUCAAGGAUCAGAUCUAUGAUAUCUUCCAGCUUCUUCCAUCUAAGAUUCAGGUCGGUGUCUUCUCAGCUACCAUGCCCCCUGAGGCCCUUGAGAUCACUCGCAAGUUCAUGAACAAGCCUGUGAGGAUUCUUGUCAAGAGGGAUGAGCUCACCCUUGAGGGUAUCAAGCAAUUCUAUGUCAAUGUGGAGAAGGAAGAUUGGAAGCUUGACACUCUGUGUGACCUGUAUGAGACCCUGGCAAUCACUCAGAGUGUCAUCUUUGUGAACACCCGCCGCAAGGUGGACUGGCUCACAGACAAGAUGAGGAGCAGGGACCACACCGUCUCAGCCACGCACGGUGAUAUGGACCAGAACACCAGGGACAUCAUCAUGAGGGAGUUCAGGUCCGGCUCCUCCCGUGUGCUCAUCACCACCGACCUGCUCGCCCGUGGUAUUGAUGUCCAGCAGGUCUCACUUGUCAUCAACUACGACCUGCCGACCCAGCCUGAGAACUACCUUCACCGCAUCGGUCGUAGUGGUCGGUUUGGAAGGAAGGGUGUUGCCAUCAACUUCGUCACCCGUGAUGACGAGAGGAUGCUGUUUGAUAUCCAGAGGUUCUACAACGUGACCAUCGAGGAGCUGCCGGCCAACGUCGCUGACCUUCUCUAG